This is a messenger RNA of Maudiozyma saulgeensis, 600 nucleotides long. The record is from the annotation of a GenBank genome assembly. Lineage: Eukaryota; Fungi; Ascomycota; Saccharomycetes; Saccharomycetales; Saccharomycetaceae.
AUGGAUAAAAUUAAAGAAAAAUUAAAUAAUUUAAAAUUAGAAGCUGAAACUUGGCAAGAAAAAUACGAAGAUUUAAAAGAAUCUAAUAAAACAAUUGAACAAGAUUUAACAGAUAAAGAAAAUCAAAUCAAAUCCUUAACUGUUAAAAAUCAACAAUUAGAAGAUGAAAUUGAAAAAUUAGAGUCAAAUGUUGAUGAUAAUAAAGGUUUAGAACAAGAUGUUACUGAUAAAGAAAAUUUAGUUAAAUCUUUAACAAUUAAAAAUCAACAAUUUGAAGAACAAAUUGAAAAAUUAGAAGAUGAAUUAUCUGAAUUGAAACAAAUUAAUGAUGAAUCUUCAAAUUUAAAGACAAAUAAUGAAAGUUAUUCUAAAAAAAAUAAACAAUUAGAAGAAGAAUUAGAAGAAAAUGAUGAAAAAUUAAAAGAAACAACUGAAAAGUUAAGAGAUUCUGAUUUGAAAUUAGAACAAUUAGAGAAAAAAUUAAUUGCAUUACAAGAUGAAAAUGCUAAAUUAGAAGAAAAAAAUGAAGAAUUAAGUGAAUUAUACACUCAAUCAAAGAAAGAAUUAGAUGAAAUUGCUGAAUCUUUAGAAAAUUUAUAA